CACAGGCGGGGCUAGAGCGGCACCAGGUGCAGAGCAGUAGAGUCGGAGCCGGGGCGGGGAUAGAGAGGCCCUUGGCGGACCUGGUUGGGGCAUCAUGUCUUACGCCUAUCUCUUCAAAUACAUCAUCAUCGGGGACACCGGUGUCGGGAAAUCCUGUCUCCUGCUGCAGUUCACCGACAAGCGCUUCCAGCCCGUCCACGACCUGACCAUCGGUGUGGAGUUCGGAGCUCGGAUGAUCAACAUUGACAGCAAACAGAUCAAGCUGCAGAUCUGGGACACAGCCGGGCAGGAGUCUUUCCGUUCCAUCACCCGCUCCUACUACCGUGGUGCAGCCGGAGCACUACUGGUCUAUGACAUCACCAGGAGGGAGACCUUUAACCACCUGACCUCGUGGCUGGAGGACGCUCGGCAACAUUCCAGCUCCAACAUGGUCAUCAUGCUUAUUGGCAACAAGAGUGACCUGGAGUCCCGGCGGGAUGUGCAAAAAGCAGAGGGAGAGGCCUUCGCGCGGGAACACGGGCUGGUCUUCAUGGAGACCUCAGCCAAGACAUCCACCAACGUCGAGGAGGCCUUCAUUGACACAGCCAAGGAAAUAUACAGGAAGAUUCAGCAGGGGCUCUUUGACAUCAACAACGAGGCGAAUGGCAUCAAGAUCGGGCCCCAGCAGCCGUCGGGGGCAGCUCCUGGCACCGGCUCUCGCCACAGCCCCCAGGGCUCAGGAGACAGCUCGGGCUGCUGUUGAGCCCCGCUUUGAUGCCAGUGCCCCCGGAGUGGGGGGGUCACCCUCUGCUCCCCUGGGGCUGAGACCAGCCCACCCCAGUCCCUGGUGGGGAAGAUGGCUCCCUGGCUGAGCCGUGGAGGUGGGAGGGGGCUCGUGACUCCUAUCCCUACCCCUUGGAGGGGAACAGGUGUCCUCUGACACACGCCUGGGGGGUGGUUAAAGACCCUGCCCAUGGUUCCACACCCCCAAACAUUCCUUUUUGUGGAAGUGGGGGAGGGCAGAGCCUGGUCUGGAGUCUCCCCCCAUCAGUGCCUUUUCGCUUCAGCUGCAUCUCUUGCUGCCUGGGCCCCGGUGAGGCCUCUGCUUCCCUAGGGCUUGUGGGUCCCAACUGCCCCCCCCCCCACCCUGUUUGUGUGUUCCUGGCCAGGUGCCCAGCCGCCACCCCUCAGCCUGUAUCGGCUUUUAUUGUGUACUCCCUCUCUGUGGCUCCUCAUCUUUUAUUAAACAUGUGCAUGUCUGUAACCCGCA
Gopherus evgoodei (Goodes thornscrub tortoise) is the source of this 1249-nucleotide messenger RNA. It is a transcript of the gene RAB2B, whose product is annotated as RAB2B, member RAS oncogene family. Lineage: Eukaryota; Metazoa; Chordata; Testudines; Testudinidae. Gene Ontology annotation, cellular component: Golgi apparatus. Bases 95 to 742 code for a protein of 215 amino acids. The record is from RefSeq and is a predicted model, not a curated record. Gene Ontology annotation, molecular function: GTP binding; GTPase activity. The transcript has 8 exons.